Messenger RNA from Zychaea mexicana, 1506 nucleotides. Its product is annotated as major facilitator superfamily domain-containing protein. Gene Ontology annotation, biological process: transmembrane transport. Gene Ontology annotation, molecular function: transmembrane transporter activity. NCBI's taxonomy places the organism in Eukaryota, Fungi, Mucoromycota, Mucoromycetes, Mucorales, Lichtheimiaceae. The record is from RefSeq and is a predicted model, not a curated record. Bases 1 to 1506 code for a protein of 501 amino acids. Gene Ontology annotation, cellular component: membrane. The transcript has 6 exons.
AUGGGCACUGCUAGUAUCAACAGCACCGGUCGGGUAUCAGUACCCGAGAACGGCAAUAAACCCGUAGUCUCCAUUGUCGACGAUGUACCUCAUAGCGAUGAAGAAAGCCAAACUAGCCAAGAAAAGUCUUAUACCGUUGAUCCAGUCUUGGAACGCAAGCUUAUACGAAAACUUGAUUCACGGAUGCUCAUUUGGUCGUUCUUUGCUUAUUUUGCAAAUCAGCUCGACCGGAACAAUUUACAAAAUGCGUUUACCAUGGGCAUGGAACGAGAUCUAGACCUCAAUUCAGAUGUGUAUAACUGGGCCGUAACAAUGUUUUUCAUCGGUUAUGUCGUAUUACAAAUUCCCAGCAAUAUGAUCAUAACAAAAGUGUUGCCGCGGUGGUUUCUGCCUUCAGUAGUUCUUGGCUGGGGUUCAAUUGUCUGUUUCAUGGCUCUUGUUACAAAUCACCAAGGACUUUGGGGCCUUCGUAUGCUGAUGGGUUUGGUGGAGGCCGCGUUCUAUCCUGGUAUGAUUUUCUUACUUGGUAGCUGGUAUACCAAGGAGGAGCUUGGAAAACGAAUGAUGUUCUUCACUACUGGUAACCAAGUAUCUGGCGCUUUCGGCGGCCUCAUUGCCGGUGGCAUUUCUGACACGAUGACUGGCGCCGCUGGUUUGCCGGCAUGGAAAUGGUUAUUCAUCAUUGAAGGUCUGAUUGGCGUUGUUAUCGGUAUAGCCGGCUAUUUCUUGCUCCCCAAUUUCCCUCAUCAUCGUACUUACUGGCUCACCGAAGAAGAGCGAGAGCUUGCAAUUGCACGAAUCCAGCACCAGGGCAGCAAGGUCAAAUCGGCUACUUUCAACUUUAAAACUAUUGCCAACGUGUUGGCGACACCCUAUGCUUGGCUUCAAGUGCUUAACUUUUCUUGCAUAUAUAUUGGCAAUCAGCUGUCUCUCAAUUUUGCCAUUAUUCUGCGAGGAAUGGGAUACGAGGUUGCCUUUGCAAAUUACAUGAACACUCCAGCAUAUCUUUUCGGCGCUAUUGCGGCUCUCGUCGUUGCUUGGUCAUCGGACAAAACUGGAGAUCGGAUUAUUCACAUCGCCGUCACCGAACUUUGGGUCGGUGUAUGGUACUUGAUUCUGGGUGUCGUAGGCCUCGGAAACAACCCUCCCGCUUUGCUUUUUGUGGGUGUGUUCGCUAUUGCCGUGAAUAUCUCAUUACCUGCAUUGUGUCUGGCUUGGAUAACCGAGAUAUACCAAGCUGAUCAUAACUCUCGAGCUGUUGCAAUUGCUUUUAUCAACGCAGUUGGUAACCUUGCUCCAAACUUCAUUAAUUUAAGAGCCUGGAUUGUCUCCGAUGCGCCUGCAUUCUUUAACGGUAAAAUGACCAGCAUGGGUAUGAGCUUUGGCUCAGUAUUAAUAACGCUAGUCAUCGCGUUCUUAUUGCGCAUCAAGUUCAUGCUUCCACAACCGGUCGAGAAGAAAGGUGUCAAGAACUUUGAAGAAAAUGAUACAUCCUCAAAAGAAUAA